This is a messenger RNA of Nelumbo nucifera (sacred lotus), 4531 nucleotides long. Its product is annotated as serine/threonine-protein kinase Nek5-like. The record is from RefSeq and is a predicted model, not a curated record. Gene Ontology annotation, molecular function: ATP binding; protein serine/threonine kinase activity. Gene Ontology annotation, biological process: protein phosphorylation; microtubule-based process. Lineage: Eukaryota; Viridiplantae; Streptophyta; Magnoliopsida; Proteales; Nelumbonaceae. Gene Ontology annotation, cellular component: cortical microtubule.
AGGACUGUCGGCACUUCACGAAACAGGGCCAUGAUCCAAUUCCAUUAACGCUCUCCCCUCUCUUUGUCUCUCUCUCUCUCCUCUCUCUUUCUCUAGUCUCUGAGGACUGAGGAGAAAGAACAGAAGCGUCUUCAGAUGUUCAAUUUCUCUCUCUAACCGUGGUUAGCUAUAAACUAUAAAGUAUAGACUGUGAUCGCAGCUCUGGUCUCUUUCUCUCUCUUCCUCAUAAAUUAAGAAGAAAUUAAAUAAAGAGAAAAGAAAAAGGAGUGAGAGAGGAUCAAAAGAGGAAAAGAGAGUGAGGGCAGAGAGAAGCCAAAAGAGAAAUUUUGAAUACUUUUUUUCCUUUUCCUGAGCAAGACAUAGAUUGAAGAAGCUGCGGAGGUGAAGGUGGUUCAGAGUUUCUGGUCGGAUAAAUUCGAUCUCGAUCGCUUUUCUGUUUAUCGAGAUUUGCCAAGAACUGUUGUUACUUAUGGCAUUUGUAGAGGUAACCAAGCGAGGAUAGAAAAGGAAUUAGAGAAAUGUAGAGGAGUUGGAGAAGAUUGGAAAGUUAGCUUUGGGAUUGACGGAGGCUUGUUGGAGAAGCUUCAGAGAUACUGAGGUUGGUAGAUCGAGGGAGGUAGGGGUGUUUGGUUGUCUGCUGUUCCAACUGGAGAAAUUUAGGGCUGGUGAACUGCAUUGGAGUUCUGCAAGAUCAAAGGACUAAGAGUGUUUUUGGUUCGUGAGAAUGGUGAGGUUCAAGUACGAGUUGUCGAAGCGGAAGACUACUGUCUGGUGCGUUGAGUGGAGAAUGGUGUAGUAGAAUGCUUUGAAGUUGAUUGAAAGAUUUGGAAAGAGUUGCGGACGAGAGGAAAGCGAAUUGCAUCUGGCGUUUGACGUCUUCUUUUGAUCCCUACGAAUCAGAGUCAUGGAAUCGCGAAUGGAUCAUUAUGAGAUCAUGGAGCAGAUUGGCCGGGGAGCUUUUGGAGCGGCCAUUCUGGUCAAUCACAAAUUGGAGAGGAAAAAGUAUGUAUUGAAGAAGAUCCGGCUUGCACGACAGACGGAUCGCUGCAGGAGGUCCGCUCAUCAAGAGAUGGCUCUCAUUGCACGAAUCCAGCACCCUUACAUUGUUGAAUUCAAGGAAGCAUGGGUGGAGAAAGGUUGCUAUGUUUGCAUUGUCACUGGAUACUGUGAAGGUGGAGACAUGGCGGAGUUGAUGAAAAGAGCAAAUGGGGCAUUAUUUCCAGAGGAGAAACUGUGCAAGUGGUUCACCCAAUUACUAUUGGCUGUUGAGUAUCUGCAUUCAAACUUUGUUCUACAUCGAGAUCUAAAGUGUUCUAACAUCUUUCUCACCAAGGACCAAGAUGUUCGUCUUGGGGAUUUCGGACUUGCUAAAACUCUAAAAGCAGAUGACCUGGCUUCUUCUGUAGUUGGGACUCCUAAUUACAUGUGUCCGGAACUGCUUGCUGAUAUCCCUUACGGCUUCAAAUCUGAUAUCUGGUCAUUAGGGUGCUGUAUGUAUGAGAUGGCUGCCCACCGCCCCGCAUUUAAAGCUUUUGAUAUGGCAGGAUUAAUAAGCAAGAUAAACCGUUCAUCCAUUGGCCCUUUGCCAGCAUGCUAUUCCUCUUCCUUGAAGACACUUAUCAAGAGCAUGCUGAGGAAGAACCCAGAGCAUCGUCCAAGCGCAUCUGAGAUGCUAAGGCAUCCUUAUUUGCAACCAUAUGUUGAUCAAUACCGUGCAUCUUCCAGUCCCCCUACAGCCUAUUCCCCAGAGAAACCAAUCUCUACUGCAUGCCAUGCUCAGAAAAAUAUGGCUGAAAGCCAAAAUAGUAACAGUUCUAGCAGUGAUAAAGAAAGUUUGGUUUCAAGUGAAAGAAACAAUUCAGCAUUGGUGUUCAACUGUGACCACAAAGCCACUGACACAGAUGUUGUUUCAACUGAUGAUGGAGUGGAUAGUGAGCAGCCCUUCAUAAGUGAUGAACAUGGAAUUGGUAGAUCCACUGUCAAAGUGGAUGAACAAGAGGUGGUGAACCCCCCUCAUGUCGAACAACAACCCAAGGUUGAAGCAAAACAACCAAAAACAAUUAGGAACUUAUUUAUGGCUUUGAAAGAAGAGGGAAAAGCCCGAGAAAAUAGUUCACCAAUGAGAGGCAAUCGUGCAAAGGCUGGAGCUGUAACUACCCAAAAAGUUAACAUAGAAGCAUCACCUAAAGUCCCCAAACCCAAUGCAAUUCCUCCUGGUUCUAAAUCCAAUGUGGAUACACCUGGUGUUACAGCAAAGGCAAACAGUGAUUCUGUGAAACGGGUCCAAGGAUCACAUCUUUUGAAGCAUCAGUUUCCUUUGUUUGACUCCUCUCCAAAAACUAAAGCCAAGUAUGAUGGAGCUUCAUCUCCUGGUCUUGUAAAACAAGUUCUAGAUGAUGGACUUCCAGCCAAGCCCAGGCAACGUCCUCCUAUUCUGGCUAGACGAUCUUCCUUUUCAGGACCUUUGAGGCCUUCAAGCCCUGUGAAUAAUGGCUUGAAGCCAGGACCAAGUGAUAUGACCCAAGAGCCUGAAAGGAUUUCUGAUUUGCCCAAUGUCAUCAAGCAUGCCCUGACACCAAUUGCACAGGAAUCUGAAAAAACUCCAGUAAGAGAUUCCAAAGGACUACAGACAGAUGGUGCCAAUUCCAAAGGACUACAGACAGACAGUGCCAAUUCUAAAGGACUACAGACAGAUAGUGCCAAUUCUAAGGGAUUACCAUCAGAUGGUGCCAAUUCUAAAGGACUACAGACAGACAAUGCCAAUUCUAAAGGAUUACAGACAGAUGGUGCCAAUUCUAAAGGACUACAGACAGACAUCGCCAAUUCUAGAGGACUACAGACAGAUAGCAAAAAUUCCAUAGGACUACAGACAGAUAGCAUCAAUUAUAGAGGACUACAGCAGACAGAUACAGACAGUAACAAUUCCAGAGGACUACAGACAGAUAGCACCAUUUUGGUACCAUCGUCAAAGUCAACUCAGUUUCUUGAGCUUUGUGAAGAGCUAGCAGCCCCUUUACCAAACUUCAAGGGGCAAAGCAACUCUUGUUCACCGAAUAUGAUACUCCAUGAGAGAUACAGUCAUACUGAAAUUUCACAGGGACAUGAUUACACUGAAACUUCAAAGGGCAAAGCAAUUCCUACUACUUGCUUGGUUGCUCCAUGUCUACAUACUGCUAGGCCAGAAAACCUAUCUGUGGAAAGUAAAGGACAUGAUUAUAGACCUGUAUCAUGCUCGGUCAAGACAUCUGAGGCGAAUUUGGAUCAUCAGAAGAAUACUACCAGUAAUGACAAAAUGAGUGGUAGUGCUGGUCCACAGCCAUGUUUCCCAAACUCUGAGCAUGAGUAUGCCUGUAAGGAUGAAAUCUCCAUAAGCAAGCCUAGCAAUAGAGACAAUGCAAUACCACAAUCCAAGCUUAUUUCUACACCUAGCGAUGAUGACAAGUUUACUGUGACAGAACUCCUUUCAUCCGUGGCUGACACUACACCAAUUUCAGCAACCCAAAACAAUUUGCAACCUGAGAAGAUUCCAGUACUGCCAAGUCCAGCAGUUGAGAAGCCAAAUGCAGCCCAGGCCCAUUUAAAACCAGCCUUUGAUGAUGUCAUCCAUGUCAUAAGGCACAGCAGCUUCCGAGUAGGGAGUGAGCAGCCUGUGAUGGAAACCGUGGAGAUGGGGGUUCAAAAUAUGGAUGUGGGCAAGUUACUAAAUGUAGUAAGGGAAGAGGUGGAGAUGAGGAGCACAACACCACCAGUUACUCUGAAAUCACCAGGUUGCUUGGAAGCAGUUACUGUGAAAUCAAGUAUUUCGGGCAGUCCAGGCAACAAUAUGGAUGUAGGCAAGUUACUAAAUGUAGUAAGGGAGGAGGUGGAGAUGAGAAGCACAACACCACCGGUUACUCUGAAGUCACCAGGUUGCUUGGAAGCAGUUACUGUGAAAUCAAGUAUUUCGGGCAGUCCAGGCAACAAAGAAGUAGAUGCCAGGAACCCUACCCGACCUAUUCCAAAACCUGACUUUUCUGAACUAACAAAUUCCUCUUCAGAGGUUACCACUACUGGUGUGAAGGAAGAGGACACUCCAGCGAAAGAAACUUUGAAUGUAAAGUCGUUUAGGCAGAGAGCAGAGGCACUUGAAGGGUUGCUGGAACUGUCUGCGGAGUUGCUACAACAAAAUAGGCUUGAAGAACUUGCCGUUGUCUUGAAGCCUUUUGGGAAGGAUAAGGUCUCUCCACGAGAGACAGCAAUCUGGUUGGCAAAGAGUCUCAAAGGGAUGAUGAUAGAGGACUCUGGACGGCUUGUGUGAUGUCUCAGAUAUCAUCUGUAUGUUAUUUCAGUUUCUUGCCAGUUCUCUUCUUCUGUUACCUUUUGGCAUUCACCUAUUCAAAUUCCAUUUGAAUUACAAGCAGAACAGGCCUACCUCUGCCUUAUCCAGUUUUUCUUUCCCCAUCUCUUGUAUUCUUUCAAUGGCAGAAUCUGUUGUAUAUAUAGUGAGUAUAGCAAUUAAAUAAAUAUGAAUUUUUGGUUAAAUGGAUGAAUA